Molecule: messenger RNA, 3224 nt
Organism: Acanthoscelides obtectus
Lineage: Eukaryota; Metazoa; Arthropoda; Insecta; Coleoptera; Chrysomelidae
Source: the annotation of a GenBank genome assembly
ACCGGUACCAUGAUCGGGAAUACAGCGCGUGUGGUUCUGCUGAUUGCAGCGUCACUCUUACCGCAACACGCGUUUGGCGCGCAUUAUAGUGACAGCAAUGAGAUAGUGGAUGGUACUAGUGAUUCAGGGCGAUUCCGGGAGGAACUGCGCGUCUUGAGCAAACAAGUGAAGGAGCUGCUGGAGAGAAGGCGAGAUGAUAUGAGAAGCAUUGAAGAGAAUGUCAGACGGAGCGUGUAUGAGAGCAAGGAGGUCAUAGAGAUGAGAGCUGAAAUCAAAAGCUUAAAGUCUGAACUGCAUCAACUACGACAAGGUCAACCUGCAAGCCCACCCCACUUAGACAAAAACGACGCCCUAACCAUAAAAUGGCUCUCCCAAGCAUUGAACGAAGUUCGCUCCGAACUGAGCGAACUGCAGGUGGCACUGAACGCCACCGCCGCGCUGCGUGAGCGAGAGUCGACGCGUGCGGAUCUGCGAUUGGUGCGUGGCGAGGUGAAGACGGUGGGAGUGGAGCUAGAGCGAGCGAGGAGGCGAGUCUUCGAAGCGGAGGCAGACCGACAGACGCUUAGGGCGGAGCUAACAGCCGCGCAGGAGGGAUGGCGUGGUACUGCUGUGGCGUGCGGCAAGGCGACUAAUCAGUGUACCCAUCACUGGCAAUGAUCACACCAAGGUCCAAUCAGAAUCAAAUUACCCAGCAGCUACUGUAAUCGACAAAUCAUUUAUGUUCCAACCCCGUCUACAAGGUAGCAGCAAAAGUGCCAAGCUGAAAGCACUCCAAAUGGAGUGGAACCAAAACUGGAAAAUACUAACAGAAAAAUCUCCAGCACUUGAAACCGAAAUGGCAGUCCACCCUUCCAGACACCAGAAAAUCAUCAAGCAACAUAUCAUUCGUUUGGAGAAAACCACCAGAAGCUUGAACAAAGAGAACUACUAUCUCAAGGAAAAGAUGGUCCAAAUGGCAGACCAAAUGAGUGUGCUGAGAGAGAUGCUGAAGUCUCAGGAGGUCAUGGAACAACAAGAGCUAGCCAAUGAAAACAAAAUACAAGCGAUGCUCAGGGAAAAUAAAGGGUACCCCUUGCGUCGCGACUUGGCGGAGAAGAUAGCCAACAUUUCUGUUCAACAAGAAAUUAACACAAACGCCCUAAACAACCUAACGAAACAACUGUUGGAUUUCGACAAGCUGCACCUCUCCAUGCUGGAACUCCUGGAGAAUGUGGAGGCCAUCGAGGUCAAGGUGGACAAGAGCAUCCCAGAGCUGCGUAGGGAGAUCUCAAAACUCGAGAUUCAAAUGGCCGAAGCCUCGGCAACUGGGUCAUUGUUGAAGGAAGACCAACGAAAUAUCAUGAACAGCCUGAAGGCUGUGACUUUUACGGUGUCCACAAUGCAGGACAAGACAAAUGAAGACCAUGAACGAUUGCAGAAGGUGGACGAGAUGGUACAGAAUUUGGUCAAAUCGAAUACGCUGCAAACGUCAAAGUUGCACGAUCACAUUCUGAAGGAAGAGUCAAGUUCAGUGAACCUGAAUGCAACAAAAGCGACUAUACGUUUAGUGCAAGAGCUUCGAUCUUUUGAAAGCGAAUACAAGGACAUAGUCAAUAAACUACCCAGGGAUUGUAGUGCUGUGGACGGACCUAGUGGUCUUUACUUGAUAUCACCUGGAGAUCAGGAACCCAUCUUGGCGAAAUGCGAUUCAGGCUGGACAACAGUACAAAAACGCUACGACGGCUCUAUCAACUUCAAUAGAGAUUGGAAAGAGUACUCCAAUGGUUUUGGGUCUGCUACUGGUGAGCACUGGCUUGGAAACAAGCAUCUGCACCUCAUCACCAAGGAGAAUUGCACUAGGCUUCAGAUCAACAUGAAAGACAUCUACGGAGAGUACUGGCAAGCCAACUAUGAUGACUUCAGGGUUUCGGACUACCAAAAUGGAUUCAGAUUAUAUAUAGGAGAGUACAAAGGCAAUGCAAGUGAUGCACUGAACUACCAAAAUCUGAUGGAAUUUUCGACAGUUGAUAAUGAUCGAGACAUCUCGAACACCCACUGUGCCAGUAACUAUGAAGGAGGCUGGUGGUUCUCACAUUGUCAACAUGCGAACCUCAAUGGAAGGUACAACCUAGGACUGACCUGGUUUGACAGUUCCAGGAACGAGUGGAUAGCCGUAGCAGAGAGCGAGAUGAGAGUGAAACGGAGAGAUGUCUGCUAAUGAGACAACCAUAACUGAUAGCAGCAACAAUGGUUGAAGUAGUAGUCUACAACCCUUGUUUCAACUUAAGGCAGUUACCACAUCUCAUGGCCGAUACAUUGAGUACUCUCGUGCCAAAAGGAAGCAAGGGCUGUUCCCAAAGAGUUAUGUUCCAAAGAAAAAACAGCAAAUUUGUACAGAUGUAAAUAUCGUAAUAUCGUUUUAAGAAAAAACCUGAAUUUUAUAGCCUUUUUGACUAAUCAAAGCUGUAAUGUUCAGACAUCGCAACACGGCACAACAUAUUUCACUUUAAAGCACAGGGAAUAAACUAGCAUCGGCGUCCACAGAGGGGUACCAGGAGCCGUGGUCUACCUUGAAAAACCAAAAUGUGCAUAUCUAGAAUGAAUGUGUGUACAAUUUUGUUGAUUUUUUGAAUUUGGUACCCACAGAAAAAAAUUCUCUUCUAAAAGUUUUAGGAGCAGAAACACUUUCACAAAAAGUUCUCUUUCCAAUAAUCGCCCGAGAAAAAUUCCUGCGGGCGCAUAAUUAUGUAAACUAAGGUCAAAUUAAAAAAAAUACAAAAAACAUUUUAUUCUAGUGCACCUUGUGUAGUGAGUAGGAGACUAAAAAUUCUACAGGGUGUCCCGAAAAAAGUGUACAAUAUUCUACCAGCGAUUUCUAGAGCUUAAAAUAGGAAGAACAGUUUAUAUAAACAUAGGGCGACAAACGUCCCCUAAGGGCGCUACGGUCUUUUAAAGGGCUCCCCUGAAGAUGGUUUUUCCUUAAUAUUUCCGAAACGUGUUGAGAUAAAGACAUAAAAUUUGGUAUUUUAGACAGUUUUGUUUGGACGCGUAUGUAACAGGGACGAACUCAGGUUAUUUUAGCCCCAAAAUUUUUGUGUGAUUCUACUUUUGAAAUUCAAUUUUAGAAUUUGAAAAUUUAGGGUUUUCUACAUAAAAAAGGUAUUCUUAUUGAAUAUCGAUAAAUUGUGCCAUUUUUGAAUAAAAUCAAACCAAAAAAUUUGUCACAUGAUAGGAAAUGUACUGCG